AAAAUAUAAAAAAAAAUUAAAACGAUUCCAAGUUGAUAAAGCCAAAGUAAUCCAGCCCUACUGCCCUAGCUUCACUGGUCAUCGUCCAAGGCCUUCGCUCUCUAUUUCGUUCUCGCCGCUCAGGAGAUUGAUUUAAGUUAACUUUCUUUUGGAUGGCAACAAGGUCGGAUGUAUAUGAUGAUGACGAUUUUAGUGAAAUUUACAAGGAAUACACUGGUCCUCCGGGAUCUAAUGUUAACAAUACACAAGAUGGAUCAAAAGAAAAUAAACGAUCCCAUGCAGGCUCUGAUGAGGAAGAGGAAACUCGGGACCCAAAUGCUGUGCCGACUGACUUCACAAGCCGAGAAGCUAAGGUUUGGGAAGCUAAAUCGAAAGCUACAGAGCGGAAUUGGAAGAAAAGAAAAGAAGAAGAAAUGAUUUGUAAAAUAUGUGGAGAAUCAGGUCAUUUUACUCAGGGAUGCCCUUCCACCCUUGGUGCAAAUCGCAAGUCUCAAGAUUUCUUUGAAAGGGUUCCUGCAAGAGAAAGGCAUGUAAAAGCCUUGUUCACUGAGAAAGUGAUACAGAGGAUCGAAAAGGAUAUUGGAUGCAAAAUAAAAAUGGAGGAGAAAUUUAUAAUUGUUAGUGGCAAGGAUAGGUUAAUUCUGGCAAAAGGUGUUGAUGCUGUGCACAAGGUCAUUAAAGGGGAGGGUGAUCAAAAGGGCUCUACCAGUUCCCACAGGAGUAGAUCUAGGUCGCCUGAGCGAAGUCCUGUUGGCUCACGAUUACGGCGCUCUGAAUCCCAAAGGUCUUAUCCAGGUCACCCACGUGAUACGUCACAGUAUCAACAAAGGUUUGGGAGACAAGAUAAAACUGUUGAAGACCGUGUUCGCGAGGACCUGCAGAAGCUUUCUAGGGGUUCUCCGCAAGGUAGGGACAGCAUAGCUUAUGGUAAUGAUGGUGGUAGAAGUCGCUCAAGCCAUUCUAAAUCUCCUGCACGUCCCCCUUAUGCUGGCAACUCAUAUGGUUCAUAUGAUGGACACAAUUACAAUGUGGGUGGUUAUAGAAAUGAAGGGUGGGAUGCAGAGAGAAGGGGACCCGAUAUGCAAUCUGGUCGACAAUUUGAAUACCAAACCUUCCCUCAGACAUUAGAAGAACUAGAGUUGGAGUAUAAGAGGGAGGCAAUGGAGCUUGGUAGAAUCCGUGACAAGGAAGAGGAGGAAGAGAAUUAUAAGCAUCGCGAGACUAUUAGGGAGAUGAGAGAAAAUUACAUGAAGAAACUGGCUAUACUGAGGGGCACACAUACAAGACAGUGGGAGGAAUUUCUUCAACUUGAUGCUCAGAGGCGUCAACAAGCACGACAGCAAAUGCCUGCAUCAGGUUUUAGUGGUUAUAAGCAGCAUGCAUUUUCUGACUAUGAUGGCUCGUCAGCUAAUCCUCACUAUACUGGGGCUGGUUUACCAAUGGAUUCAAGGGCCAGGUACCCAAAUCAUGUGGAAAAUUAUCCUCCAAGGCCUCAUGACAGUUACGGUGAGUUCCAGCGACAGAGGCGUGAAGAUUUUGGAAAAGCUUACAAUCGAUACUAAUUGAUGUGCUGGAACUGAUUUUGGGUCUGGAUCAUGGUCGGGUAUGAGUAAUGCACAGGGGAGGCCCAAACCUUGGUAAGUAUAGUAACCAACCUUCAGAAGGGAAUGGUCUGGUCUAAUUAUUAUGUCAUCGGUAGAAUUGAUCCCAUUUCAAAUAGUGCCAGUGGUUCAUUUCUGUUCACAACUUUGUUGUAAGUGGUUUUGAACUCCUAGAUGGAUGAUGUUUUCGUCAAUGGAUUAGUAUUUGCAGACUUCUCUAGUUUAAAUUACAUGCUCAUAAACAUACGAAUGCGGAUGCACGAGUUCAUUCUCUCCUUCCGCAUCCAACAAGUAAUGUCAAUGGUAGUGUUUUGUUUCUUUAACUCAGAAAGAAAUGUAUAACUGUGUAUACAUUAUUUUCUUGCAAAAAUAAUCAGAAGGGUUGAGCUACAUGCUUCCCUGUCGACAUUCGUGGAAUCUA
This is a messenger RNA of Jatropha curcas, 2022 nucleotides long. The record is from RefSeq and is a predicted model, not a curated record. NCBI's taxonomy places the organism in Eukaryota, Viridiplantae, Streptophyta, Magnoliopsida, Malpighiales, Euphorbiaceae.